Molecule: messenger RNA, 1589 nt
Organism: Spodoptera frugiperda (fall armyworm)
Lineage: Eukaryota; Metazoa; Arthropoda; Insecta; Lepidoptera; Noctuidae
Product: apolipoprotein D
Exons: 5
Coding region: 52-636 (194 amino acids)
Molecular function (GO): pigment binding
Source: RefSeq, a predicted model, not a curated record
CUGGUGAUUGUGUUACAUAAUAUUUUGUUGUGAUAAAUAAAAAAUAUCAAGAUGUCAGUUCUACGAGCUAUUGCAGUGUUUCUGUGCGGUUUCCUAUCGCUGAGGCUAUGCAGGGCGCAGAUCAUAAUGCCGGGCUCCUGCCCCGAUAUGAAGGCUAUGGACAACUUCGAUGCUACUCGAUAUACGGGGAGAUGGUACGAGGCUGAAAAAUAUUUCUUCCUAUUCGAAUUUGGAGGCAAAUGUGUCACCGCCGACUACACGCUGAGAGAGAACGGAGUCGUCGGAGUUCUAAACAGGCAGAUUAAUAUUCUAUCAGGAACUCAGACUGAGAUCAAAGGCCAGGCAACACAAGUGAGCAAAUCAGACGAGGCCAAGCUGGCCGUAUCCUUCCCAUCUUUACCCGUCAACGUUGAAGCUCCCUACUGGGUCAUCGAGACUGACUACAAAUCAUAUGCUGUUGUAUGGAGCUGCUACGAAUUUGGACUGUUUCAUACAUUGAACGCCUGGAUCCUGACACGAGAAAGGAACCCACCAGUAGAAGUGAUGGAGAAAGCAUAUGCUGUACUGGACAAGAACCACAUCAGCCGAGCGUACCUCAUCAGGACGAACCAGCGUGACUGUACGGAAGACAGCUAAACUUAGAAUGAUGAUACAUACUUAUAGAAAGACUUAUUUAAAAAGAAAUUAACAAUGUUAUACAAUCAGUUGUAUUAGAUCAGUGUAGGUGAAUAACCAAUGUAGUGUAUCGGAAACUGCCUAAUUAUGGGAUAUCAUCAUCAUCAGCCAAGAGACGUCCACUGCUGAACAAAGGCCUCCCCCUUAGUCCUCCACGUAGAACGACAAGCAUUAUGGGAUGUGAUUCCAUAAAAAAAUACCAGAAAAGAGAGACAUGCCUAUUUGCUUUUAGAUUUCUCAAAAAUAUAUUGAUUUAACUGUUGAUUGAUAAUUGUAAAUGGUGUGUCUUGCAUGUAAACCUCCAUAUCAAAUUUUAUCAUAAUAGUUUUAAAAAGAUCUUUUAAAAUAUUGUAUUUAGUAUUAAUAAUUUACUUUAGUGUUAGUACAUUUUCGUUGUACCUAAGUAAGCAUUCAUGCAUUUAUUUAAUCUUAGACAAGUACUAUCGGCAUCCAUUUUCAUGACCCCUUACAAAAUUAUCACAAAACGCUUGUGAAAAUGGAUGCAGCUAAUAAAAAUACAUAAUAUUAUAUUACGUAUUUAAAAACAUUUCUACUAUAGUAUUUAACUUUCAUUGUUUUUAAAUAUUAUUAGUAGUAGAAAUAUUUAUAAUUUAGAUUUAGAUGUUACUUCCAUGAUCCAUUAAAUGCACAAAAUAAUCAUUUGUUAUAAAAUCAAACAACCGCUGACAUGUGUCCAUAUGUACAUGAACUAAAUUAAUAAUAUUCAGUUCUAAUAUCUUUAUAAUAAGGAUCAUUUUAGAUUAAGUAAGUAAAUAAAACAAAAACUACGUCACAACAGAAAUGUAUAAUAUCCAUUAUCUACAACUUAAAUAAAUUAAAGCCUUUACAAAAAUUGCUUACUCUUAUUUGUUAACUAGUUAAAUAAUGCGAUUAAAAUUAAUUAUGUGAUUCUA